UCCUCUCUUCUCUCUCCAUUGCUGUAAUCUUCAGCACUCAAGAAUUUUCAUAUUCCAACCAUUACGUUGAAGGAGGCUUUGAAUCGAUGAAGAGGCAGAACAGUCAGUUAUCGUCCACUUCCCGCCGGGAUCCUCCGCCUGAAAGUCUUCGAGCUAAGAGUAUCGGUUGCAUGUCCGGCAUUAUUCAUCUUCUCUCCAAGUACCAGAACCGCCACAAGAAGUCCCUCACAUUUGGAAAGAGUAAGCAGGAGAAGGAUAUUAUUGUGUUUUCCUCUUCUUCUACUUCGGAUCAAUGUCUAGCCUCGGCUGCCGGUAUAUCUCCGCCUACUCCAAAGCCGCAGGGACAUCGAAGGUCACGAAGUAAUAAAGAAGGAAAGCGAACGGAGGUUGUUGAUUUCAGCCGGAGAAGAAUCUCCUGCGAUCUGCCGACGAGGAGUCCGACUCUUUCCGCGGAGAUACGUCGUUCGAGCACCGUAAACUCUCCGUCGAAGAUCCAAAAAUCUCCGGCGCUGGUAGCGCGGUUGAUGGGACUGGAAGCGGUGCCAGCGACGCCAGUUGAAGAACCGUCUAACGAGAAGAGGAGGAAGCUGUUGGGAGCGCUAGAGAAAUGUGAUAACGACUUGAAGGCUCUCAAGGAUAUUAUCAUGGCGUUUCGGUCACCGGAAAGUGAUCAAGCGGCAACGGCGGUUGCAGGAAAUUGUCUGAAUCGAGACAAAGUAAAAACAAUUUCUGAACGGAAGUGUAGGGACUGUAACUGUAGCGAUAUAGAGAAGCAGCAGCAGCAGCAUCCGAGUGCAGCGUCCGUGUUUAACGAGUCCAGUCGCUCGCAUCUGAACAGAAUCAACCGUACAGGCAGAGGGCGUGAAAAUGUUGGAAAUGCAGGACGACAAGAAACACAGAAACAGGCAAAGAAGAAGAACCCACCAGCAAUUGAAGAUGAGGACACAAUCUCCAUCUCCUCCUUGAACCCAAUUUCCAAAUUACAGGAACGGAUCAUAAAGUUGCAGCAGAUCAGCAGCACCACACACUUAACAACGAUGAAGAAGGAGAAGAAGGAAAAGGAAGAUCCGGCAUUAACGUGGAGAAGCAAGGCCAUGGCAGAGAGCUUGGACGAGAUCUCCAACCAAAUCUCAUGGGGCUUCAAACACGAGAUGGCCAAAAUAGGUAUGGCUUUACAACACCACAUUUACAGAGAGCUAAUUGAUGAAAUGCUCACUGAUAUGAUCACCAAAUCUUCUGCUUGCUUUCUUCCCUUCCAUUCUUCUUCUCUCCCUCCCUUUGAAGCAUGUAGGAGAAGACUUCGUUUCUGAUUGUUUUUCUUCUUCUUUUGUGUUUAGUUUACACACAAAUUAACUUAAAUUUCGAUACUUUUGUGUAGCUUCCAAGAAUUAUGAUGAUCCGACUAUAAAUUUAGUUGGUUUAUGGUUGAAA
Messenger RNA from Cucurbita pepo subsp. pepo (vegetable marrow), 1431 nucleotides. RefSeq lists its product as uncharacterized. NCBI's taxonomy places the organism in Eukaryota, Viridiplantae, Streptophyta, Magnoliopsida, Cucurbitales, Cucurbitaceae. The record is from RefSeq and is a predicted model, not a curated record.